Messenger RNA from Morone saxatilis (striped sea-bass), 494 nucleotides. RefSeq names its product ribosomal protein S19 binding protein 1 (gene rps19bp1). Gene Ontology annotation, cellular component: nucleolus. Lineage: Eukaryota; Metazoa; Chordata; Actinopteri; Moronidae. The record is from RefSeq and is a predicted model, not a curated record. The transcript is spliced from 4 exons. The coding region runs from base 150 to 494 and encodes 114 amino acids. Gene Ontology annotation, molecular function: enzyme binding.
AGCCGGUCGCUUUUCAAACGGAGCACACGGGUAGUGUAGCGGAUGUUGACAGUCUCACACGUUGCUGUCUCUCAGGACUGUUCAGUAGAGGCAGGUUGUCGUCGACGUAGCGUUGUCUUUGUAUGUAACUGAGCAGACUGUGGGUCAGGAUGUCUGCAGCGUUGGUGAGGAGAGGACUGGAGCUGCUCAGCGACCAUCUUAAAGAUAACAGUAAAGUGAAGAAGAAGAAGCAGCAGACGCCGAGCUCGGCCUCGGUGAUGGAUUUGGUGAGCACCAAACGGCAGGGAGUCACCAAGCAGGUCAAACGGCUGCAGGGUCGCCUGGGCCCCGGCAAGAGCAAAGCUACGGUCAAAGACAAGAGGAUCAAGUCUGCAGUGGAGGAGUUCAGGAAGAAGCAGGGGAAAAGCCACCUGAGUGAUAACCUCAAGUACUUUAUGGAAACGGGCUACAAAGCAACAGAUUCCGACACUUCGAAGAUGGUGCAGCGCCUUUGA